Messenger RNA from Onychostoma macrolepis, 1434 nucleotides. Its product is annotated as schwannomin-interacting protein 1. Gene Ontology annotation, cellular component: plasma membrane; cell junction. NCBI's taxonomy places the organism in Eukaryota, Metazoa, Chordata, Actinopteri, Cypriniformes, Cyprinidae. The coding region runs from base 141 to 917 and encodes 258 amino acids. Gene Ontology annotation, biological process: positive regulation of hippo signaling. The record is from RefSeq and is a predicted model, not a curated record. The transcript is spliced from 8 exons.
UUUGCCCUUGCUGUCCUGGAGGGCUCUGUAAAGCUGCCCACCCAGGAAGAGAUGGAGAAGGAAGUGCAGAGAGAGAUGCAGCGAAAACAAGACACAGGUGUACAGCCUGUCUAUGCAGGACUAGCAUCACUCUCCAACGGAUGGAGGAGAAUCCAGACAGCGACAGGCAUUAUGAGAGGACCACCGAUGACCCCUCACCCUCGGGCCAGGGGACCAAAGAGCAAAGUGAGGAGUCCCCCCUGGGUGAUCACAACCUACCCAUCAUGCAAUGGGAAGAUUUAAGUUUGCGAAUUGCAGAGCUAGAAAGGCAGGAAGAGGACAGAAGGAAGAAAGCAGAGAGUCUAGGUUUAUCAGAGCGAGACAGAAUACUUGGAUGCUGGACAGAAUCAAAACACCAUUCACUCCAUCGGGAGCCAUGGGCGGAUGAGAACGACUACAGUCCCUGCCGUGUCCCUGUCAUAACAUCACGGUUUAAUAGUCCUAAAAACCUUCAGCUGUGUUUCAUCAACAACAGUGAGAGUGAGGAGGAGGAUGAUGAAGGAGCAUCUAGCAAAGAGAGCUCAUGUGAGGCAGAGGUACGUGGGAGUUGCUCUCAGGGGCUAAAACAGGAAGUAAAAGCAGCACUCAGGACUCUCAGAGACAAGCUAUGGGCUGAACAGAAGGAGAAAGAGAAUAAAGUUACACAGGAUCACAUAAAGCAAGCCACCCACAGUAGCAUGAACAUAAGGAGAAAGAUUCUUAGCCUUGGUGAUCUCCAGACAUGCUCUUUACUGCAGCUGAAUGCGCUCAGGGCCUCGCUGAAUGAGGACAUUCAAGAUUUGAGCUCAGAACUGGUGAAACAUCUCGUAGUACGGGAUCACCUUCGGACUAAGCAAGAUGCUUUGCUCCUGGAUGUACAGGAUAUGACAUCAUUAUGAACGAUCUUUUUGUUUGGAACACUGCGUAACUGCAGUUUAACGUUGGCACUUUCUGAAAGCAGUAAUUUACUGUUACUCAUCCUGUGGACUAACAAAGGCCAGAAUAUCCUGUUUGUUCUUGAAGAAAUGUAGCCCUCACAGAAACUUUUGUUAAAAUGUGAGUCACAUUUAUUAUAGUCACAAGUUUUAUUGUGGAAAAAGUGCCUUAUAACAAACUCUAAUGGCUCUGAUUCAUAUGUCACUUACGGUUUAAUUUUGCUUCCAUAAAUAGAGAAUAUAUUACGCUGUUGUCAAAGCCAUAUGUGAUCAAUAACUGUGAUGUAUCAAUCAUCAGUUACUUUAAGCAUUCCAUUGAAAUACAUUAUAUGUAAUCGUCAUGAAAAUAUACAGUAAAUGUGCAUUUUGCUGUCAUAUGAAUGUGCCUUACAACUUUCCUGUGUAUCAAACUUAUACAUAAGAAUGAAGUAUAUCUCAGUGCUAAAUAUUCACAAUAAUUUAAUAAAUCAUUUAUUUUAUA